Molecule: messenger RNA, 846 nt
Organism: Hepatospora eriocheir
Lineage: Eukaryota; Fungi; Microsporidia; Hepatosporidae
Source: the annotation of a GenBank genome assembly
AUGUCUUUUAGAAACUUUAUGUGUAGAGUAUUGUACUGCCAGGAACCAACCAUUGAAUUAGAGAAUACUAAAGUAGAGGAUAACACUGAGGAUAAAUCAGCUAUUAAUAUACAUGAAAAUUCCAAUUUAGGAAAUGUAAACACUGAUGAAGAUAAACAAGUUUUAAUAGAUAUGAUCUAUGAUAAUAUAGCUGAUCUUAGAAUAAAGGAAGAUGUACUUACCAUAAUUGAAGCUCAUGAAGAUUCAGAGUAUAUACCUAGCAAUGGUGUUACUUCAUUAGAGGAAAGUAUUUCUUCUAGUGAUAAGGCUAAAUCUAUUAAUGGUGAGGUCGAAUUUAUUAAUGAUGAGGUUGAAUCUGUUGAUGGUAAGGUUGAAUCUGUUGAUGGUGAGGUCGAAUUUAUUAAUGGUGAGGUUGAAUGUAUUGAUGGUAAGGUUGAAUCUGUUGAUGGUAAGGUCGAAUGUAUUGAUGGUGAGGUUGAAUGUAUUGAUGGUAAGGUUGAAUCUGUUGAUGGUAAGGUUGAAUCUGUUGAUGGUAAGGUCGAAUGUAUUGAUGGUGAGGUUGAAUGUAUUGAUGGUAAGGUUGAAUCUGUUGAUGGUAAGGUUGAAUCUGUUGAUGGUAAGGUCGAAUGUAUUGAUGGUGAGGUUGAAUCUGUUGAUGGUAAGGUUGAAUCUAUUGAUGGUAAGGUUGAAUCUGUUGAUGGUAAGGUCGAAUGUAUUGAUGGUGAGGUUGAAGGUAAGGUUGAAUCUGUUGGUGGUAAGGUUGAAUGUAUUGAUGGUGAGGUUGAAUGUGUCAAUGAUAAGAAAAAAUCUGUUGAUGGUGAGGUUGAAUGUGUUGAUGUAAGAUAA